Phlebotomus papatasi is the source of this 850-nucleotide messenger RNA. RefSeq lists its product as uncharacterized. Lineage: Eukaryota; Metazoa; Arthropoda; Insecta; Diptera; Psychodidae. The transcript has 2 exons. The record is from RefSeq and is a predicted model, not a curated record. Bases 96 to 773 code for a protein of 225 amino acids.
UCUGAAAUUUGUCUAUAAAUUCAACGUUUUUCUAUCAUUGGAACAGUCAUUGUGUUUGCUAUCGCUCAUACUGCUAAUUAUUAAAGUUUACGAAAAUGAAACUUGUGGCAAUCUUCCUAAUUCUGCCUUUGGCUUUCUGUGAAUCGAAAAACAUUGAACCUAUUGAUUUGGCUCUGCCCCAGGCUCCUGCUCCCAGAGAUCUGCAUCAAGAUCUACAGGAUUUUGCUGAUUUGAUCCCGACGAAUCAGGUUAUUGGAAUUGUUCUCAGUUACAUCAUAACAGACAGAGAGGUUCAGGAACUCUACGGAUAUGCUCGAUCGGACGAAUUUAAGAAACUCUACGAGAGAGCUAUUACAUCUGAAGCCGUUCACGAUCUUGUAUUACUAUUGGAAAGUUACAAUCUUCCUGUAAUCCAAACAGUCAACCAAAUUGCUUCCCUACUGUCGCUUCCUGAGUACGAACCACGAAAUGAGGAUGUUAUCAAUUAUCUUGUGAAAAGACCACAUCAAGGAGUUACUGGUUUGGUGGAUGAUAUCCUACGUCUUCUGCCCCGUGAAGAGCUCAUUGGACUUUAUGUUGAAAAAUUAUUGAAGAGUCCCGAAUUUAGAGAAUUGCACAAAAAUAUUGCUUCACCGGUAACUGCAAGAGCAGCUGCUAAAGUCAUUGCAAAUCAAGAUGUCAGGAGGGCCUACAUGGAACUACACAGACGCGGACUCAAUCUAUUCCUGAUCAGCAAACAAGUUGUAGCCUAUUUUCUAGGCAUGUCAAUGUAAGUAAAACACUAAAUGGAGUACAAUUUCAAUGUAUUUCAUUGGAAAGAGUAUUAAAUAAAAAAGAAAGUUUGACAAAA